Arabidopsis lyrata subsp. lyrata is the source of this 3775-nucleotide messenger RNA. Its product is annotated as putative FBD-associated F-box protein At5g56390. The record is from RefSeq and is a predicted model, not a curated record. Gene Ontology annotation, molecular function: protein binding. Bases 2424 to 3707 code for a protein of 427 amino acids. The transcript has 3 exons. NCBI's taxonomy places the organism in Eukaryota, Viridiplantae, Streptophyta, Magnoliopsida, Brassicales, Brassicaceae.
UCUUUAAACUCUUUUUACAAUAAUUAUUUACCAAUCCGAUUAGAAUAGUUGAGAUUGGUUGGAUUUUCGGGUAUAGGCUUUUUGUUUUUUGUUUUUAUGGGUUGAGUUAAUUUGCGCUUCGUUGGUUUGGUUAAAUUGGGCUUUGUUUAUCUCUUUGGGUAUAUAUCUCAAAUUUCGUAAAUGAAAAGAACAUAAUUGAGCUGCACAUAAAUUCUUUGUGCGGGAGUUGAUUAUCCAGUUUAGUAAAUCUCCAGUCACACUUCCGAGGAGCUUGUGGGGAUGUAGAAUGGUUGUGACAUUGAAACUUAGUAAGGCGGUUCUUGUGGAGGAUGUUACUUGUCAUAUUUCUUUUCCAUCCCUCAAAAAAUGAGUCUUGAAUCCAUCAAGUACCCAGGGGGUGAUGAAUUUGUCAACAGGCUUAUAUCAAGUUGUCCAAUUCUUGAAGACUUGGUUGUGAAGCGAUGUGAAAAUGACAAUGUUACCAUUUUCAACAUUGUAGUGCCUUCUUUAAAGAGUUUAGUCUUGCAUGAAUCAUGGGACAAAUUUGUAGCCGAGGCUCAUGGUUUUCUGUUAGAUGCUCCUUCUUUGGAGUUGUUGGAAGUUUUUGAUAAUACCUGUAGGAUUCUUGUCGUUACUAGUAAUAUGCCUAAGAUUGUUGAGGCAAAGGUUGAAAUUUCUUAUGAUCAUCCUGGGAAGAUUCUGGCUUCUAUUGGUUCAGUCAAGUGCCUCUCUUUAUGUACACCAAAUCCGAAGGGAACAUGUAGUUUCUGCUAUCCGCAUUCUUGAUUUUCAUGUAGGAAUGACAAUUUGAAACUAUUCAUGUAGUCCAUUAUGAAUAGUUUGGUUCUCUUUGUGAUAAAAUCUGUUGCAAUGUGUACUUAAUGUUGUCUCGUAUGCAGGACGUUGGUGGUAUCUUCUGCUGCCUUGUACAUCUAAAGAUGUGUACAUGCGAGCCAGAAUGGUUGGAGCUACUUAUGCAUGUGCUUAAAAAGUCACCUAAAUUACGAGCUCUCAAAUUUGAAAAGGUACAUGUACAUAUCUCUCAACCCACAUUAAUUAGUAUGAUGAUUCAAUGAACUUAUACUUCUCAUGUCGUUUAUCUCAGUGCCCUGGACAGGGUGUAGUACCGUGCUCGCCCUGGAUGGAACCAAGUUCAGUUCCUGAUUGUCUUUUAUCGAGCCUUGAAACUGUGGAAUGGGUAAUGUAUAAAGGAACAGAGGAGGAGAACGAAGUGGUAGCAUUAAUCUUGAGAAGCGGAAGCUGUUUAAGGAAAGUAACUAUACACCCUAUAUCAACCAGCAACAGCAAGAAACUUAGAAUGAUCAAAGAGUUAUCGCUUUCGCCCAGGCGUUCGCCUACUUGUCAGCUUGCGUUUGACUGAAGUUACAGGUUCAUACCUGAGGGAGAAGACAUGUUCAAUAUUCGGAUAAUUUUACUCUCUUGUUGGUUACGUUGGUGAUUGGUCUGAAUUUUAGAUUAUAUGUGUUAUAUAACAAAAAUCCAGCAGCCACUCCGAGAAACUUGAGAUGAUCAAGGAGUUAUCGCUUUCCCCCACAAGUUCGCCUACUUGCCGGCUUUCGUUUGACUAAAGUUACAGGUUCAGCUCUGAGGGAGAGGAAGUGUUCAGUUUUCUAGUGGUUUGGUCUGAAUCUUAAGCACUUUAUUAUGUAUUCUUUACUAAAAAACUUUCUUAUAUUCUUCUCUAUGCGUCUUUGCAUAUGUAUGAAGAAAGAAACAUAAGGAAUUUUUUUUCUUAUCUCUUUCUUUCUUAUACUCUUCUAAUAUUAUAUCAUCAACCAUUUUUAUACAAUGAUUAUUGUUUUUGCUUUUUUACUCAUGCCCACUGGUUUUCACCCCAAUCUAGCUCGAAUUCGGUAAACAUGGCUACAGUGUAAACCAAACUAUUUUAAUUCCGUCAUCUCACAAAUUGGUACGGGAAGCUAGAAUGCGAAUGAAAUCCAUCUUAAGAAGAUAAAAAAUAAUCCUAAGUUUUAAAUAACGUAAUAGAUGUUAUAUUAUCCCAAGUACUUGUUACAGAUUCCAUUGGAAUUUUCGGUUUAGCAAAUUUUUUUUGGUUCCGGUCAACCCAAUUCCUGGUUCAUGUAUAUAUAGCCUCAUCACAUCUUAGGUAUUUUCCUAAAGCAUACGGAUGAUGCUUUAGGUAUUUGCUUAUUCUGUGAAUUUUCUCCUGAUUGUCGUUUUGUUUGAUUUUAUUUGCUUCCUUUUCUAUUUGUGAGUAGUUCUUGAGGAAAUCUUAAGUAUUAGCGAGUUUGGAUUUUGUUUGCUUCUCUUUCUAUAUACCUCGCUAGGAUUUUGCUUAUGACUAUUUGUUUGGUUCUUGAGAAUCUCUCAUAUCCUUUGUUCGUCUUUUUUUUGAUGUUUUCAGACUUUUAGAUUUCUCCGGAUGCAGAAAGCUCAUAAUUAUGGAUAGGAUAAGUCAGUUGCAUGAUGAGCUUCUUUUGGGGAUAUUGUCGUCAUUGCCUACUGCUAAAGAUGUUGCGGCCACAAUGGUUUUGUCAAAACGGUGGCGAUUUCUUUGGAUGAUGGUUCCAAGGCUUGUGUACAAUGCUUGCUAUCAGGAUAUUGAUUAUGGAAGAUUUUCGACCUUUGUAAACAGGUUUUUGUUGCUGCACAAGGCUCCACUUAUUGAUACUUUGCAUUUCAAAAUUGGUAACGCCUGUAGUAGUGGAGAUAUUCCAGCGUUGAUUAGAGCUGCCGAUGAACGUUGUGUACAUGAGCUGAUUAUCGAGGUUUUUACUCCUAAUAGUAAUAAUACUCCUGUCACACUUCCUAGGAGCUUGUUUACAUGGUGCAAAAUGCUUGUGACAUUGACACUAAGGAACGCGGUUCUUACGGAUGAUGUUACUUACCCAGUGUCUUUCCCAUCCCUCAAAAAUUUGAGUCUUAUAUCCAUGAAGUACCCAGGUGGUGAUGAAUUUUUCAACACACUUAUAUCAAGUUGUCCAAUUCUUGAAGACUUGGUUGUGAAACAAAUCCUCAAUGACAAUGUGUCCAUGGUGACCGUUAGAGUUCCUUCUCUAAAGCGCUUAGUCUUGAACCAAGAAGUAAAAAACGCUGUUAAUGGCAUAGCUAAUGGGUUUGUGAUAAACACUCCUUCUUUGGAGUGCAUGGACAUUGUUGAUCUUACGACUGGGUGUCACAUUGUUGAGAAUGAUAUGCCUAACAUUGUAAAGGCAAAAGUCGACAUUUUUCAUCCCCAAACUGAGCAACUUUUGGGUUCUAUCACUUUAAGCAAGUAUCUUCAUCUCUGCUUACCAACCUCAAUGAAUGUGUCGUAUCCUGCUGGUAAUGUCUUCAACCGUCUCGUACAUCUAAGGAUAUGCACAUGUGAGACUGAGUGGAUUAAUCUACUUAUGCGUAUGCUAAGAAAUUCCACUAGUUUACGAGUUCUUGAGAUUGAACAGGCCCAUUUCCUUCGAUCUUACCAACCACGACCGUGCUGGAGUGAACCAAGCUCGAUACCUGAAUGUCUUAUAUGCAAUCUUGAAACCUUCAAAUGGGAACAUUAUUAUGGAGCAGAAGAAGAGAAAGAAGUGACGGCAUUCAUCUUAAGAAGUUCAAUCUGUUUAAAGAAGGCAACUAUCAUCCCUCAUAAGUCUAUUUUCCACGAGAAGAAACUUGAGAUGCACAAGGAAUUGUCAUUAUUGCCAAUAUGUUCACCAGUUUGUCAGCUUGCAUUCAGCUGAGGUGAUGGUCAGUUUUAGAUCAGCUAUGUUACAACAACUUAUUUGUUUUUUUCAUAAUUAUCUCUUUG